Cyprinodon tularosa is the source of this 1453-nucleotide messenger RNA. RefSeq names its product isocitrate dehydrogenase (NAD(+)) 3 non-catalytic subunit gamma (gene idh3g). Lineage: Eukaryota; Metazoa; Chordata; Actinopteri; Cyprinodontiformes; Cyprinodontidae. Gene Ontology annotation, molecular function: oxidoreductase activity, acting on the CH-OH group of donors, NAD or NADP as acceptor; NAD binding; magnesium ion binding. Gene Ontology annotation, biological process: isocitrate metabolic process; tricarboxylic acid cycle. The record is from RefSeq and is a predicted model, not a curated record. Gene Ontology annotation, cellular component: mitochondrion. Bases 61 to 1251 code for a protein of 396 amino acids. The transcript has 13 exons.
AAAAAAGAACGAAAUCACGCGAUACUUUGAUUCACACGCGACUUCUGCAUUGCGAACAAGAUGGCUGCCCACAGAGCUGUGCUCUCGGUCUCUAAAGUUAUAAGUCCUCUCUGGGGUCGAAACCUAGCAAAUACGGUAAAGGUAUUUGGAACAACUUUGGCAAGUCACCGGAAUAAAUCAUUUUAUGCUAGAGACUUAAUUCCCCCUCCUGCCAAGUAUGGAGGCAGACACACUGUGACCCUCAUACCGGGGGACGGGAUCGGUCCAGAGCUUCUAAGUCAUGUCACAGAGGUUUUCAGGUAUAGCUGUGUUCCUGUAGACUUUGAGGUCGUGAACGUCAAUUCUGCGCUGGAGACCGAGGAUGAUAUCAACAAUGCCAUUACUGCGAUCCGCCGAAAUGGAGUCGCUCUUAAAGGUAACAUAGAAACCAAACAUACAAUGCCGCCAUCUGUGAAAUCCAGAAAUAAUCUGCUACGGACAAGCUUGGAUCUGUACGCCAACGUGAUGCACUGCCAGUCCCUCCCUGGAGUCCAAACUCGGCACAAGAACAUUGACAUCCUGAUCAUCAGGGAGAACACAGAAGGAGAAUACAGCAAUCUGGAGCACGAGAGCGCAUCAGGAGUAGUAGAGAGCCUGAAGAUCAUCACCAGGUACAAUUCCCUCAGGGUUGCAGAGUAUGCAUUUCAGCUGGCUCGGGAGAAAGGUCGGCGCAGGGUGACUGCAGUGCAUAAAGCCAACAUCAUGAAGCUUGGGGAUGGCUUGUUUCUUGAGUGCUGCAGGGAAGUUGCCUCCGGAUACCCAGAUAUCACUUUUGAUAGCAUGAUUGUGGACAACACCACCAUGCAGCUUGUGUCCAAACCCCAUCAGUUUGAUGUGAUGGUGAUGCCUAAUCUGUACGGGAACGUGGUCAGUAAUGUUUGUGCUGGCCUGGUGGGGGGGCCUGGACUUGUGCCUGGCGCCAAUUAUGGUCGGGACUAUGCAGUGUUUGAAACUGCUACGAGGAACACGGGGAAAAGUAUUGCUGGGAAGAACAUUGCUAACCCCACUGCUAUGCUGCUAGCUAGCUGCAUGAUGUUGGACCACCUCAAGCUUUAUAACUACGCUAACUUGAUAAGGAAUGCAGUCCUCACCACCAUGAAUGAAACCAGGUUGCACACAGCGGAUCUGGGGGGUCAGGGCACCACAUUAGAGGUUGUCCAGUCCAUCAUGAGGAAUAUCCAGAGUAAAGGCCAGCUCACUGCAGAGAUGUAAAACAGCUCUGUCCAUAUUGUUUGAACAAUAUGUUGUCGUCUGUGUGAAUCUGAGCAGGAUUGUGUACGCAGACAAAGGCUGCAAUAUGGUAAAAGGAUGUCCAAACAUUUCCGUUCAAAUUUCUGACCUGAUAUCAAUAAAAGUGUUCUAGUAUCACUCCUGUAGGAUAAUAAACUCUACUGUAACAAUAUUCUCUCCUAAA